This is a messenger RNA of Henningerozyma blattae CBS 6284, 1395 nucleotides long. It is a transcript of the gene CDC1, whose product is annotated as putative lipid phosphatase CDC1. Gene Ontology annotation, molecular function: hydrolase activity. Gene Ontology annotation, biological process: GPI anchor biosynthetic process. Bases 1 to 1395 code for a protein of 464 amino acids. The transcript has a single exon. NCBI's taxonomy places the organism in Eukaryota, Fungi, Ascomycota, Saccharomycetes, Saccharomycetales, Saccharomycetaceae. Gene Ontology annotation, cellular component: endoplasmic reticulum. The record is from RefSeq and is a predicted model, not a curated record.
AUGUCUAGUAGAAAAGGAAAAAAGUUUCUUCCUAAGACAAAAAGUGAAGCAGAAUUAAUUGAAAGUAAGGGCCACGUAAUAAAUAAGAUGCCUCAUUUAAAGAAUAAUGGUAAGUGGAAAAUAUACUGGCGUCAUUUAUUCCUAAUGGUUAUUUUUUGGAUAUUAUUGAUCCACUACUAUGAAAGAGUCGUUGUCAAAAGAGCUAUGAAAUUAUGUAUGUGGAAUAAAUGGGAAAACUGGCCUAAAGAAGCUGAAAGUUUUAAGGUAGGGCUAUUUGCUGAUCCUCAAAUUAUGGAUAAUCAUUCUUAUCCUGGGAGACCUGAGGUCGUCAACUUUUUUACCAGAUCAAUUUUAGACAAUUAUCACAGACGUAAUUGGAAAUACGUACAAUUUUGGUUAGAUCCUGAUGCCAGCUUGUUCCUGGGAGAUCUAUUUGAUGGCGGAAGAUAUUGGGAGGAUGAAUACUGGCAUGAAGAAUAUAAACGUUUUAAUGAAAUAUUUCCCAAGAAGGCUGGCAGAAAAUCUAUAAUGUCAUUACCAGGAAAUCAUGAUAUUGGGUUCGGCGAUACAGUCAUUGAAAAGAGCUUUAAAAGAUUUACUACAUAUUUCGGCGAUACAUCUUCAUAUACAAAUCUAGGUAACCAUACCUUUGUAUUAAUAGAUACAAUUGCGUUAUCAGAUAAGGCCAAUAAAAACAUCUCAGAUAUUCCAAAAGAAUUCUUACAUCAAUUUUCUAAAACACAUCAUCCAUUGCCCAAAAUCAUGCUCACACAUGUUCCACUUUAUAGGGAUCCCAAAGUUCAAGUAUGUGGGAAAUUACGCGAAUCUCCAAAGUUAUUCCCCAUGUUGAAAGGUGAUCAAUAUCAAACAGUCAUCGAUUAUGAUAUUUCACAGAAUAUCUUAAGCACAGUACAACCAAGAUAUUUAUUUUCUGGUGAUGAUCAUGAUUAUUGUCAUAUUAAUCAUACCUAUGCCACUCCCGAUGGAAUAGUAAAAACAGCUGAUGAGAUAACUGUUAAAUCUUGUGCGAUGAACAUGGGAAUAUCUAAGCCUGCUAUUCAACUAUUAUCAUUAUAUAAUCCAACUUUGAACGAAUCACCAAACAUAGAAACUAUUCAGACAAAUAUCUGUUAUUUGCCAGAUCCUUAUAAACCAAUUAAAAUGUAUGUUAUAACAUUACUUAUUACUGUUGGUCUAGUCAUUUACAUCAACAUCUUCCCAAGAAAAUUCAAUGACAAUGUAGUGACUCGUUUAGAGAGACUAAGAGAAAAAAGGUUGGCCCAAACAGUGAAUUGCUUCCAAUGCCAUUGGGUACCUUACGUACUUCCCAUACAAAGGUUAUUGGAUCUGAUUACUAUGUUCAAGAACGGGUUUCCAUUAUUGGUCUAUUUAUAA